Messenger RNA from Toxoplasma gondii ME49, 1114 nucleotides. RefSeq lists its product as hypothetical. The coding region runs from base 127 to 399 and encodes 90 amino acids. NCBI's taxonomy places the organism in Eukaryota, Apicomplexa, Conoidasida, Eucoccidiorida, Sarcocystidae. The record is from RefSeq and is a predicted model, not a curated record. The transcript has a single exon.
AGUCAGAGCAUCUGAUAACUCAUCACAUUUUCGUCUCUGCCUUCUUUCAGCGGAUCUGCAUUCCCCAUCGGAGAUAAACUGCCGUUCGCACCUACGCCAGGUGCAGACUCCACUAGCAUUAGCACGAUGUCGGCGAGCGACGUCUUCCAACGAACCCUGCACUUCCGCGUGCCCGAGCCACCAAGCCCAAAGGACAAGGCGGCGUACAUCCUCCUGGGCAUCCUGAACUGUUUUUUCUUCGGACUUGGAAUGAUCGUCAUCGGUUUCAUGCAAAGCGACGUCGUCAACAUGAUGAUUGGCGUUCUCCAGUUGCUGUUACCCAUUGUUGGCUGGAUCUGGGCAGUCGUUUGGGGCGUCAUGAUCGUCGUCCGGUCCCUAGUGCCCAGUUCAAAUAUAUAAUGGAGCAAGCUGCUUCAGACCGAAAAGCGUCACAGACUGGUGAUUCACUGGAAAUGAGAAGCGAAAGUGACGAAGUGCGCGAAGACGUUUGCCAGAAGACGAGCAGCGUCAAACGACGACCGCCGCUACUCCUAUGUGUGCUAGGCCAUCGACCAGUUUGCGAUACGGCUGCGAAGGACAGUAUGGCUUCGCUUCUGCUCUGCUGAGUGUCAAAUGAUUGUCCGGUAACCGCAGCAGUUUUUGUUGGUACACAGACAGUCACUUUUCUACGAUGGAGCUAUCGAUCUUCCGAAAACACGCCCCUGAGGGCCGUUAAAAGGCACAUACUUGAGCGUCUGACUUUAAAGCCUUGCCGCUGAAACGGUCUUGCGCUUCGCAAACAGCUACUCCUUGAGAGGCACUCACAAGGCCACAAACACAUGGUCGUAAUCACAGCGGUUUGCGAUCGUCUGUCGUGGCGUUUGAUCGCGAACCACUUUCCACAGCAGGAUACAGCUCAGAUAGCGCCAGCACUUCUUGCAGAUUCAGUACUCAAGGCGUACGCGCACAAGAUCAUUGUUGUUGAUUUCUUGUAAGGUGGAGCGAAGACCCUUCAGCUGCCAUUGGUAUAGCGGUUCUCUUUGCAGGAGUGUUGCCUCGUUCGUUUCUACGUUCUGGCAAUUCACUCGGAGAUUUACAUUGACUGCGCACGUACUGAACAUGAUGAAAGCCUUGA